Effrenium voratum is the source of this 2877-nucleotide messenger RNA. The record is from the annotation of a GenBank genome assembly. Lineage: Eukaryota; Dinophyceae; Suessiales; Symbiodiniaceae.
AUGUUCAAGGUCCUGGCGCUGGCCAUUGGUCUAGCCCAGGGCCUUGGGAACUCGAGCCAAGGCGCUCACCUUGGGACGAUCGGAAAUGUGGCCCGCCACAGGCCGUGUCACCCGAAGCCUCUUUGUUUGCACCUGGUGGAUGGAUUGACCAACCUGAGCGACAAAUCCCAGGCGCUAGCUCGUAGCGGGCCUUCCGAGCCGGUGCUGAUCUUCCUGGAGAGUCCCACGUUGGUCUCGCAGAUUGUGGUGCACUGCCACCAGCACGGACGUCCAGGUGUCGGGCGCAACCUGUCCAUCAUGAUCUGGGAGCAACUUCCAGGAGAAUCUCGCCGUCCGGGCCCGCCAACAAAGCGCUGGUCCUGGGAUCCAACCCGGCAUGUGAACGCCUCAGACGGCUUCGCGGUCAUCGUGCCGCUGCAGCACAUUGCCCGGGCUGUGGCUGUGCAGUGGGAUGCGCCAGUGCAAGCACUCGGCGCUCGCGUGGAGGUUGAGGAGGAGGUGUGGAUUUCAGAGGUUCUGGUCAUUGGGAAACAGAAGAAAGAAGGCGUGCCGAUGAAGAAAGCUCAGCUUCGUACGGACCGGCGUGCCUCCUCUCAGUCACCAACAGGCAUAGGUUCAGUCUCCAUUGUUCAAGAGGCUGAGCUGCCCAGCACAGCUUUCACCACUUCCGUGCAGAUGCAUGCCAUGCCAGAUAGUGUUACGAACGAUUGGGAAACGAAGAAUUCUACCAUCCCGCAUUUCCCAGAGGCUCAUGCCUUCCUAAGUCCAUGGCCGCAAGACCGGCGGUCAGACCUGGGCAUCAAAACCGGCUUCGGAGCCUUGCUGGCAGCAGUGAUUCUGAUCCUCAAGUUCAAGCAGAACGCCUUCAAGGUGUGCAGGGCCAACGACUUGGAGUACAACUACGACCCCCUGCCGGCAGAGGUCAGGGACUGGCCCAACAUCUUGGGCGCCCAGGAAAGGCGGGAAGAGGAAAGGAGACACGAGGAGAGGGUCCACCAAGAGAGCCAAACGGAGGGCGGGCUAGGGAUGGCACCGGCCUUGGCUCGCAGCCGGAGUCGCAGCCUCGAACGUACGGCCUCGGAGCCGGAGCCAGAGCUGGAGCUGGACCCAGGGGCCUCCAACUCUUCCGCAGAUCAUUCCGAGGAGGAGACGUCGCAGUCCACGCAGUCCACGCUGUCCCUCGGGAUCCCACGCGGCUCCUCCCGCGCCUCGAGCUCCACCGAGUCCGAGGCAUCCGUCGCGCCCUCCGCGCCCGCGCACGUCGCGGCCUCGGCCUCCGAGGUGAUCAUGCUCUAUGCAUCCCCGCUGGCCUUCCGGGACGGGCGCGGCAUGACUCCACUGCCUCAAAUCCCGGUAGAGAAGGAGUGGGACACCUUGACGGCAGCCUACAAUGAGGCAUGCCAGGUACUUUGCCGGUCCGCCGCUUCGCCCAGUGUCUCAAUCAGCGCUCAACCCUUGACUGCUGGCAAUCUGCAGCGAGCCAUUACUACCUGGCAUCCCGGCGUGCUGCACCUAUCUGCACAUGGGGUUCAAGAUUGCCUAGUGCUUGAAGAUGGGGGAGGAACUGCGCACUUCUUCAGUUGUGAGAUGCUGCAUGGCAUGUUGGAGUUGGCGGGCAGCUUGCGACUGGUGCUGCUGAAUGCGUGCUCCUUGUCCUCCAUGGGGUCUCAGUUUACCGCGGCCGGCGUGCCUCACGUGAUUUGCUCCUCUGCGGACCUCAAGGAUUCGGCUUCUCACGUGUUCCUCCGCAGCUUCUACCUCAAUUUGUUUCAGGGGACUAGCGUGCAACGCGCCUUCAAUGAGGCCGUGCUGGCCCUGCGCAGUCACUCCGAACGAUCUUUGCAAGCCGCCAGCCAUCACUUCUGCUUGCUCCCCGAAGGGCCGCACGAGGAAGUCUUGUUCCCUCCGAAGCGGGGUGACGAGUCGCCGGACGCGAGCCAGAGUGAUGAUGGCGGCCGCUCCCGACGCCGGCGGCGCAGGCCAAGGCGAGGAAAAGCCCAGGCUGGCAUGGCCUUGUGCUGCAAGUUGCCACCCCUGCCAGAGGACUUCUUGGGCCGCGAGUUGGAUGUUUGGUCGGUGCUGCAGCAAUUGAAUCAACGGCGAGCUGUAGUUGUGUGUGCAGCUCCUGGGCAUGACUUCGGGAUUGGCAAGACCGUGAUCCUGGAUGCGGUUCACAGGGCCUUCACUCUUUUAGGCCACAGCUGCGUGGCGGUGCCGCUACGGUCGCUGAGCCAGGCUUCCUGGGCAGGCCACUGGAUCGAGAAGGCCAAUGUGGCCAUUCGACUUGCCAUGCGAGAGUGCAGUGCCAGGUCAACAGGCGGCUUUCGGCGGCGCCGAGUGCAGGGCACACCUAGAACGGGAUUUCAUCCACUCUCUGAUCCUCAAGCUGCAGCUUGCCUCUUGGACGACUUGGUGGAAGACAUGCUGGCGUUCGCAGACCUGUGCGAUGCCCGGCCGGACGCCAGCCGGAUCCUGCUGUUGCUGGAUGAGUGCGACCAUUUGGUGCAGCAGCAGGCCUUCCAGGACGCGCUCGCCGUUUUGCUGCAACGAUGCUCUUCUUACAGCAUUGUGUUAAGCACGCAUCAGCCAAUGGUGCCAGCAGGGGCCAGUAAUUUCAAGGUGGUGCAGCACAGAGUGCAGGGCCUUGGGCCCCGUGACUCGGCGCGGCUCUUGCUGCGGCGCGCCCCACGGCCCCUGCGCUGGGGAGAAGUGCUGCCAGAUGCUUUUGAUCCGUCAAGCCUUGUGGUCCUCAACAAGGCGAAUGAGUCGGAGGUGUUAGAUGCCGUGGCGUCCCAGGCGCAUGUUGCUGCCCUCAAGGGCAACCCUCGCAGGCUUAUUGAGCUUGCCAAUAAUUUAGAGUCCUUGUCUGAGAACUAG